Medioppia subpectinata is the source of this 1453-nucleotide messenger RNA. The record is from the annotation of a GenBank genome assembly. Lineage: Eukaryota; Metazoa; Arthropoda; Arachnida; Sarcoptiformes; Oppiidae.
AUAACAUGUGAUUACAAAUUAAAUUAAAGUUUUUAAAAAUCUAAAUUUAAAAGUGUUUUAAUGAAUAAAAAUGUUUAAACGAAUAAAUCGUAACAUUUAUUACAAUUUGUAUUCAAAUGCAAACCAUUAUAAAAGUCAAGUCUUAAGAUGGACUUCAAGUAAACCUAAAUUUGUGGCCGAUUUGUACGAAGACGUGGAGAAAGAGUUUGAGUCCGGAAUCAGAUAUCGAGAGCAUAGCGGCCGAAGACGGGCCACAACUGUAACGCUUCCAUACAAACUAGAAUUGGCGGCCAAUCAUGUCAUCAACAAACACAAUUGCCUUCAAUUCAAGGAAGACGUGAGAGAUAUGAAUGAGAGAGUAGUGUCACAUCAAUUACCCGCUGAACCACAAGAAGUUCAUCGCAAGAAACAGGAGAUUAAAGACCGGAUCAUUGCCAAGGAGAAAAUUGAUUUAAAACCAUUGACUGAAGACCAGAGGAAUGAUAUCUUAGACAACAGGCAAAAAAAGUUGGAAAGAAGUCUUAAGGACUCGCUUCUCAAUCACCAGCCAAUAGAGAAAGAAAUACCAGACUUUACGCCGAGAACUAUAUUUGAUUUCGGUUCGGGUGUCGGCACAACCGUAUGGGCUGUCAAUCAGGUCUGGCAUAAAGGGUUUGACGAAUAUUUUUGUGUCGAUAUUUGCGCGGAAAUGAAUGAUCUCUCGAGACUUCUUCUGCAAGGAGGGGAAGAGAACAAGAAAAUGCUUUUUGAUCCGGUCUUCUAUCGCCAGUAUUUGCCGGUCUCUCAUACCAUUAAAUACGAUUUAGUGGUUUCCGCCUUUUCAUUGCUCGAUAUACCCGACGCUAAGAAUCGGAUUCACGUGAUUGAGAAUCUGUGGCACAAAACGCAAGACGUUUUGGUGAUCGCAGAACACGGCAGUCGCGCCGGCUUUGCCGCUGUUCUCGAAGCCAGGAAUCUUAUAUUGCAAUUGUCUGGACAUAAAGUAACCGCUCAUUUCACUCAUAAUCCCGGCGAUAAGCAAUUGUCCACUGAUCACAACGCCUCUGAGGCCACUAUUAUUGCACCCUGUUCGCACGACUUGACGUGUCCGCGACAGUCAACCAAAGGACCCGUUCUCUGCAAUUUCGAAAUCACUUAUAAUCCGUUGCGUUUCGGACAAAAGAGUAUAACGACAGGAAAAGAGAGAUAUUCUUAUGUAGUAUUACGAAAGGGAAGACAACAACAACCCGAAAUGAAGAGUUGGCCCCGAAUUGUUCAGCCCGUCCUCACCGGUCAUCAUAAGGCUAUUUGUCGGAUGUGUUGCAGUGAUGGACAAAUCAAAGAACUUAUAAUUACCAAAUCUAAUCACGACAAGCAUGCCUACCAGUGCGCUAAGACGAGCCGAUGGGGCGACAAAUUUCCCGCACAAAUACACCCUAAAGAUGCCGAUCAAGACAUUCGUGAAUAAGUUGUA